Sesamum indicum (sesame) is the source of this 2837-nucleotide messenger RNA. Its product is annotated as cyclin-dependent kinase F-4. Lineage: Eukaryota; Viridiplantae; Streptophyta; Magnoliopsida; Lamiales; Pedaliaceae. The record is from RefSeq and is a predicted model, not a curated record. Gene Ontology annotation, molecular function: ATP binding; protein kinase activity. Gene Ontology annotation, biological process: protein phosphorylation.
AUAAAAGAGAGAGAGAGUGAGAGGAGAGGGAAGAAAAAGGAAGUGAUUUAAAGUGAUUGGGAUUCUCAUUCUCAUUCUCCCAAUAAUACAAAGGAAAGGAAAUUUUAGGAUUCCCAAACCUUUUCCAAUUCUUUUUCUACCCUUUUUCCUAUUCGGGAGCAGUAUGUAUAAUAAUACCAAUCCCCACUCGUAUAUAUACAUCAUCUCUCAUCAUUAUUACCGAAUCAUCAUCUCAGUAAUAUAUAGAGGCGGUGGCUUCGAGACCCCAAAAAUAUCGUAAUUAGGACCCGGGAGAGAGGGAGGGAGAGAGAAAGAGUGGCAUCUCUGGGUUUCUUCUCUGUAGGUAAUGCCGUUUUUCCUACAGGUUGUGUUAAAUCACGAAUUAAAGGGAUUAAUAUUAUCUAGGACAUGGAGCAAAUUUGCCUCUGGUCAGAAUGCUACAAGCGACGGGUUUUUCCAUUCCAGGAACUUCAUGAUUGGCGGUUUCUUAUCCGUGGAGAUUUUCUUCUUGUUUCUUUUGUCAAUUGCACUUAGUGAACAGCUUAUCUUAAAUGAUCAGUACAGGAGGCCAAAUGCGUAUUUCUUUUAAGAUAGAUGUUGGAUCCUCUUUAGUGCUCUUGUACAAUGCAUUGACGAUACAACAUCCAUUUGAGAUCUGCUGGGAAGCAAUUUCUGAGGACUCAAGUCUGCAAGUAGUAGAAGGGAGUUCAGUGUGCCUUUAAGUAUUAGGUAGCUUGUUGCACUGUAUUUGUGCAGUGUGUUGUUUUAGAAAAGGUCAGGCUUUCAACUACUGUGUGAUGAUGGCCUGUUGACAGCGGUAAGAUUUGGUUGAUUGAAGAUUUGCAUCGGACUCAGUAUCUUCGCAUUGUUGGAAACUUUGGUUGACUUACCAUGUCUUAAACCCAUAGUUGUAGUUAAUGGCGCUAGUACUUGAUGUUAUCAGUCAGUGUUGACUUGUAGCAAGAUGUUCUACAGUUUUGCGACCCCACUGCCGUUUCGUCCUUGUCUUUGUUUUGAGAAUUUUGAUUUGGUAUACUUUAUAAAUAAGGCUGUGAAGCCUGCCCAUCAUAGUGCCUUAGGUCUUCCACAUAUUGGAGUAGAGCCAAAGAAUUGGUGGUGGAUUUUGUCGAAUUAGCCAGGCUUUUGAUAGUUAUUGCUUACUGUUGUUUAGUGUGUGAAGACUUCACUAGUUUUGUUGCGUCCUCGUCUGUUUUCUAAUCAAUAGUGUCACGUCACGUGCAGUUGAAAUCGCAACAAUGGAAAGGUACACAAUCAUUAAGGAAGUUGGUAAUGGUACCUUUGGAACUGUCUGGCGAGCUCUAAGUAAGCAGUCUGGUGAAGUGGUUGCAAUAAAGAAAAUGAAGAAGAAGUAUUAUUCAUGGGAAGAAUGUAUAAAUCUGAGAGAAGUCAAGUCACUAAGGAAAAUGAACCAUCCGAACGUCGUAAAGCUCAAGGAAGUAAUCAGGGAAAAUGAUGUAUUAUACUUUGUCUUUGAGUACAUGGAAUGCAAUCUAUACCAGCUCAUGAAGGACAGAAGAAAACUUUUUUCAGAAGUUGAAGUGAGAAACUGGUGUUUCCAAGUCUUUCAGGGUCUCGCAUACAUACACCAGCGUGGAUAUUUCCAUCGUGACCUUAAGCCAGAGAACUUGCUAGUAUCAAAGGAUAUUAUAAAAGUUGCUGAUUUUGGUCUCGCUCGUGAGAUCAAUUCCCGACCUCCAUUCACUGAAUAUGUCUCAACACGCUGGUACCGGGCCCCUGAAGUUCUGCUUCAGUCACCAUUAUAUGGUCCUCCUGUUGACAUGUGGGCAAUGGGUGCAAUAAUGGCUGAAAUAUUCACACUUCGCCCUUUAUUUCCGGGCUCAAGUGAGGCAGAUGAGAUUUACAAGAUAUGCUGUGUGAUUGGCAGCCCAACCCAGAGUGAAUGGCCUGAGGGCCUUGAACUUGCCAGUGCUAUCAAUUUCCAGUUCCCUCAACAGGUAGCCGCAGUCGAUCUUUCUAUGCUGAUACCAGGUGUCAGUGAGGAUGCUAUUAGUCUUAUUGCAUCACUGUGUUCAUGGGAUCCGUCCAAGAGGCCAACAGCUGUGGAGGCCCUUCAACAUCCUUUCUUCCAGAGUUGCUUUUACAUCCCACCGUCCCUGCGUUCUAAAGCUGCUGUUGCAAGAACACCUCCUUCAGUUGGAACUAGGGGUGUUAUGGAGCAAAAAUGUGGUAGGAGAUAUCCUGCGAAUCUGUCGAACCCAAAGCCCAUAAAUAGCUUUGCUUAUGCCAAAUCUCAGGCAUCUUUGACAGGUGUGCAAAGGAAGUUGGACCUGAACAAUCAGGACGCCACUAAAAAUGGCACUAACCAGAAUUACUAUGUGAAGCAGCAAUCCAAGUAUCGGCCACCUGGGAUGAAUGGUCCAUCAGCUGGUAAUAUGGGAAAGUCCCGUGGAGUUUCUGAUGUAGCGGACAAGUUGGCAAACAUGACUGUGGGAUCAGGCAGGCCAUUUGCAAAGCCGUCAGUGCCUCCACCUAUGAAGGCUGGAGGAUGGCAUGAGCAUUCUGAUAUGUUUGUUGGACGACAAUCACAAGAACUUCUGCAAGAACUUCUUCCAGGAAGAUCUUAUACCAGGAAGGUGGCGGGCUAAGUAAACACGCUGUUGUGCACCUAGUAGGAUAAAAUAAAUGUGUCCAUUUGGGCCGACGUACUCUUCCGUCUUUUGUCUAGAAAUAUUAACUGUCUGUUUCUUUGUGACGUUUUGUUCUUCUAUGUUGGGUUUGUUUGAUUGACUGUUUUGUUGGAAUAAUGAUACUCAGCUAAUGAAAGCUUUUGGAUUAUCUGUAACCACUUACUAGCA